Molecule: messenger RNA, 1041 nt
Organism: Topomyia yanbarensis
Lineage: Eukaryota; Metazoa; Arthropoda; Insecta; Diptera; Culicidae
Exons: 2
Coding region: 429-962 (177 amino acids)
Source: RefSeq, a predicted model, not a curated record
AAAUUAAACAAUUGUAACCCACUACUAACUUGUCAUUAUCAGUAUCCAGUCCGUCACUUCAUCAUAGUAGGCCGAUAUUUUCCGAAAAUGCAAUUCGCUCUGCACGGUGCCUAGCGUAUCAGUGAGUCUAGUGCAAACCGUUCACACGAUUAUUGCGUUGCGCAAUUUUUCAUUCGAUCCUUGUCUAGCGUAAAGAAUAUUUUGUCGAGAUCGCGCGCGUGCGACGUUAGAAUCUUGAAUCGUUUUCCCGUCAAAUCACUUCCAACUAAGCCACGAGUUGCCUGCUACUACUCGUUGCUACGAUGAUGACAAAAUGUCCCUUUGGGAAAAAGAUGCGAAUUACACAAAGUGUAUCACAGCUAAAUAUAUUUUCGUAAAUAAACCUUAGUAGAACGGCAUUUUCUCGCCAACAACACGAACACAACCGAAUGUACGCAAGUGACGAGCAAAAUAAACUGUUUUUAUUUACAUUCGCUAAAGUGGCCUCCGAUGAUACCAACACCAACAGGCCACCGUUCGAUCGCGGUCGUAUGCGCGUCCAGGCGCUCCUUGGUGUCCGUCAACUGCGAUUAUUGAUGGAACCACUCAACACCACCGCGGGAUACAGAGCAGAUAGGAACGCUGGCUGUAGUAUUCUAAGUAACGUGACUUUGGGGCGUUUGAGAUUGCCCGGAUUACGAAGGUCGAACCACCCGAUUCGAAACAGGGCUCUCUUCGUAAAACGCGACAGUACCUACCGGCGUGCUGACUGGCGAAGCGGAGAAAGCGAAGAUUCGCACUACCAUGGUAAAGCGUCUUUCUAUAUGUCGAAGAAAGUUGUUUCGUGUCUUGCCUUGCCAAAGACCACGAAUACAAUGAGCUGGAAAAAGGAUAUAGAGAAUUAUGAACGUUCCCCAAGCACGUUUUGCAGGCACGGGCUCUCCUUUUUUCCACUACCUCGCCUCUCGGAAGCUGCGCGUUGAUUGGUCAAGUAAGAAAUAUUUCGCGACAUUGCGCAGAUUUUUAUGCGCAAUAAUUAUGUACCACAUGUUCUCUCUCUAU